Messenger RNA from Aspergillus glaucus CBS 516.65, 771 nucleotides. RefSeq names its product protein ScwA (gene ScwA). The coding region runs from base 1 to 771 and encodes 256 amino acids. Lineage: Eukaryota; Fungi; Ascomycota; Eurotiomycetes; Eurotiales; Aspergillaceae. The record is from RefSeq and is a predicted model, not a curated record. The transcript has a single exon.
AUGGCCAAUUAUACCAGCGGUCCACUCCCCAACAUGCUCCCCGACUACGUCUUGAUCAAUGACACCGCCGAUUUCUGGCUCCAGUCGCAUAGAAAUGGGGAAAGUGAAAGCGGAUCAUCGUCGCGGGGCCGGAUAGGUGAGGGCCCGUUGUCGGAUGGAUCCGUGGAGGGUCCCCAGUUUCCCAGUACGACUAGUAGCAGUAUCUCUCCCCCAUGGCCCGUAUCAGUUGUUCUAUGCCCCGGAGAUAGCACGAACAUCGACUGGGAUCGAUGCGAGAAUGCAUCGGUGUCGUUCUCCAAACUGCUGGAGAAAUGCAGUGAGCUCGAUCGCUCGGCGGACAUGUUACAGGAGCAAGACCACCACCACCACCACCACCACCACCACCACCAGAGAACCACCAUCACGCACCAUCAUCUCCCACCCAUUCUGUGCGCGAUAGAUGCUCUCUGUGAGUUAUGUGCAGCGUUCAUUGACGAGCAUCCUGCGCCCUGUCGCAAAGCGUCCCUGGACCCUGCCCUUCUGGCCCUAGUCAUCGCGGCCAAUUUCAAGAUCCUCCAGGUUUGCAGCCUGCUAGUGUCCAUCAGCGUCUCUGAGGCUCAGACGCCGCAUGUGCAGCUGCUUCUCAAGCGCAUUGAUUUCAAUCUGAUGCAGACCAAGAUCGCCCUGGCCUUUAUGAAGGAGCAGGAGAUGACCUCGCCGUCGGUCUUCCAGACGGAGCUCGAUCAGGCUGCGCGUAUUCAUCGGCAGAUAUUGGUGAUGACAAGAGGAUAA